This is a messenger RNA of Paramecium pentaurelia, 530 nucleotides long. The record is from the annotation of a GenBank genome assembly. NCBI's taxonomy places the organism in Eukaryota, Ciliophora, Oligohymenophorea, Peniculida, Parameciidae.
AUGAAAACUUCAUACUGUUGGCGUAAUUAGAAAGUAUAGGCCUUACCCUUAACGAAUCCUUAGAACAAAUCCAAAUUCGAAAAUAGAUUGGCCAAAACUAAAAAGUAACUAAGCCUUCAUGAAUAAGAGAAUUGGAAUGAUGAACACAUUAUUAAAUAUCGUAAUCACUUAAAGGAUGUGAGAGAAUUAAGAUAAAAAUGGCAUAUCAUUGAGAGACCAAUGAAUUUUUCAGUCUCAGAAAAGGCUAAAUCUGAAAUCCUAGACAUUGAAUAAUCAGUAAUCAUCUAUUAUAAAAAUAUAAUUAGAUACAACAUGUAUCCCUUGAAAAACCUAAAAAGAAAACAACUAUUCGUCCAUUCAGUUCUUAAUAGUAAAAACUACUAUCCUAAAUUUCACAAAUAUACUCAUUUUAAUCAUGCGCCAAUCGUUAAAAUAAAAUGAAACUCUUUUUAUAAUCUGAUGACAAUUAUGCCAAUCGUUCAUUCAGAUAUUACAAGAAUUUUACAAAUUAUCUUAACUCAAUCAAAUGA